Molecule: messenger RNA, 2514 nt
Organism: Colletotrichum truncatum
Lineage: Eukaryota; Fungi; Ascomycota; Sordariomycetes; Glomerellales; Glomerellaceae
Source: RefSeq, a predicted model, not a curated record
AUGUCCAAAACCAACCACCAAACCCCUGGUCCUAUCCCUGAGGAUCGUUUGAUCCUCAGCCAUGGACACGCCUUCACCAACGAAUCUCAGAACCUUGUCGAUGCCCUCCCCGAUAAAGGCUACUAUGCCCACGGGGUCCUCGUAGAUAUUUGUCAAAUCUUCCGCAACGAGAUCACCAAGCACGCCGGUAUUCAUUCCCAAGAACGCGAACAGGCAGGAUAUCUCGUCGGCUGGCACGACGCCUUCCAUUCUCUUCGCCACCUCAUGUGCGCCCACGAGGACUUCCUCAGGUCAGCGCCGAUCAGCGGUAUCCCCUGCCAGCCCGCUUUUCCAAACUGGCUUUCUCUACAUGAAGCCACAAACCAGGUCAUUGAGCGCGGCAACCUCUUCAUGAUGAAGGGGAAGGACGGCGGUCCGUCCCACGACACACCAGGUCUGUCUUCGCAGCUGCGCGGCGGAAGCGUGGCUGCCAAAGAGCCCAUCGCGGGCACGAGCAGCGUCCUGGAUAUGACCAACGGCGCAACCAAAACACCCAUGAACACCCCGUCUACGCUCAACCACAACUCCCCCACCAACGUCCCUUUCAACGACGGCCAUCCCCUUCUAAGGGACACCGCCGAGGGCAAUCUCUUGAACGCCUUCCCUGUUCUCCGCGAAAUGGACACUUCCCAAAUCCUCAUGCUCUACGAGCGCGAAGCCCGUCUCUCCGAGCACAAGAUGGCCGCCGAGCUAGCCAAAACGAACCUCCUGCGCCAGAUCAUCUUCGAGGACCGCUUCUCCGAGGACGUCCCCUCGUUUUUCAACUCUCCCGGCGUCUCGAAGGGCAAGAACACGAAAUUCUACGACUUUGGCACCGAAAUCAACCAUUCUUUUUUCGGCGAGCAGCAGCAGAACCGCGCCAUUCGGGCGGUCAGACGCAUUCUCCGGAACUGGCGCCUAAGCGAUGUGCCUCUUGAACCCGUCGUCCCAGAGGAGCAACAGGCUCCCGUGGAGGUGUCCGAGCUGGAUGCGGGACCACCCCUGGCGAGGCAGAUGCCUGGCUGCCGUGAAAAGCCCAUGGGUCUUCCGAUGCGCGAAGAGACGCUGUAUCGAAGCACGCCGACCUUUGGCCCCGUCACGCGCGAGAAUGCGCUUCAAGUGCCAUCUACCUUGCCCACGGAAUCUUCAUCCGGCAGUCGGAAAAACGCCAUUGAUGCUACGUUGGCAUUCUCAAAGCUUCAGCGUCUGAGUGAGUACUCGCUCGUUGGUGAUCCGGCCUGCGAAUCAACUCUUCUCGCAAUGCAGGAGGAGCCUGACGACAUCUUCAUGGCUGGUGGUCGAUCAUGCUCUGAAACCAGCGACAACGAACCCGGGAGCCCAUGUGCCUGGCCCACCAGUGUAUCCGUCGUGACGAAGCCUCGCGCUGGCGAUGGAAAGUGGACACGAUCCAGCAACAAUGCUGCAUCGGCCUCGAUGUCCUCGACGCCGUCCGUCAUGUACAAACGCGCCAGCCACCCGGGCUCGAAGCUCGGUCAGGUUUCAGACCAUCCCAAGGAGGCCGACCCGUGGAACGAACAAGGGAGAAGUGGCUGGGGCCGAGUUCGCCGGUGCAUAUCCAUAGAUGAUUUGCUGACGUCCGACGACAAAUCGAUUUGGUGUGUCGCAGUUGGGGAGAAAUCAUCUAGCCAGGAAGCGCAUCGCCGGGAGAGAACGGCGGAACCGAAGAUCCACGAGCCGGGUUAUGCCUCACCUCGACAAGCGUCGUCGGACACCCUUUCCGGCGUAAACCGAUUCGUAGAUGCCAGCAAGUCGCUUCCAAGCGAACCACAGCCGGCAGAGCUGGGCACACUCAGUAGCCAACCCGGCUCUGAUGCUGAAUUAGCGGAGAGAAAGGAUUACCUCCGUCGCUGGGUAAAUGGUCCAGCUUCGCCAAAGGCAUCGGUGCCGGCUUCGCACAGAUCCAACCAGAUGCCGAGCAACACGGACUCGGAUUCGCGCAAUCGCCAUUUCAGCCUUCUGCCAGAGUCGUCAGCCAACUGCGAGACCUCCUCUCGAGUUCCACGCGGGGACGAUCUGGAGUACACCGCCGUACCUCCACCGAGCCCCCGGCCCGCGUAUGCUGCGUCGUCGCACUACUGGGGCCAGCCCUCGACGGCUUCCACCAUUCGUAUCCCGCCCGUGAGUCGCGUUAACUCGUCUUCGACAAAGUUCUCCUUCGAUGACGACGACGGCGGCGGUCAGGCCGUACCUCCUCCAGCUGCGGCGUACCAACCCGGCGACCAAGCACCUCGAGUGUCCAUGAACCAUCGUCGGACCCAGGUAUCGAUGGACUCUUACGGACACAACCCUUAUCACAACCAUGCCGAAGCGGCACCCGCCCUUUCCGGCCCGAAUGGCCUCGCUCGAGUAACGCCAAGCUACACCGUUCCCGCACGUAAGCCUCUGCAGAAGCGGCAGUCCGACGCAGACAAACGGUCCUCAGCAGGCGAUGCGUACGACUUUCGAGGACACAAAUCUUCGGACAGCGACUGGUAA